AUGAGGACCGCCAUCGUCAUCUGCGCCUUCGUGGCCAUGUUCGCCUUCGUGGCUGCCCAGUCCCCUGCCCCCGCCGCGGAGGGCCGCAUCUGCCACAUCUCGUGCUACUCGAUCGACUGCGCCAAGGCCCUGGCCGUUAAGAAGCAGCUCCUGGACCUGUCCAAGGUCAAGUACAUGAUCGAUGCCAAGGCCUGCAACAAGGCCGGCUGCAAGGCCAUCAUCCGCUACUCAUUCGCCACCCAGAAGGAGUACGACGCUUACCAGUCCAUGGAGAAGAAGGACCCUGCCCUUGUCAAGAUCUACAAGGACAACGGCCUCGUCUCCGCCACCCCCGAGGGCCUCAAGAAGAACGGUCCCUGCGCCACCCUCAAGAACUGGUAA
Monoraphidium neglectum is the source of this 381-nucleotide messenger RNA. RefSeq lists its product as hypothetical. The record is from RefSeq and is a predicted model, not a curated record. Lineage: Eukaryota; Viridiplantae; Chlorophyta; Chlorophyceae; Sphaeropleales; Selenastraceae. The transcript has 6 exons. Bases 1 to 381 code for a protein of 126 amino acids.